UUGUAAAAUGUCGCUGUACAAAAUACGUGUGGCCGAUCUGGAGAACAUUUUGGAGCAGGAUGAGAUUGAUCUGAAAGUGCUUCGCAGCUUCUGUUUCAAUGGCAUUCCGGAUUGUAAUGGAUUCAGAUCGCUCUGUUGGAAGCUUCUGCUGGGCUAUCUUGGUCCGAAAAAAUCAUCAUGGCCAACGAAGCUAACGAAGCAACGUGAACUGUACAAACAGUUUGUCAAGGAAAUGGUAAUAUCGCCCGGUGAGCAGGAUGGUCCCGAGUGUAUCGACCAUCCGCUGAGUGACGGUCCGGAAAGUAACUGGAGCACCUUCUUCAGGGAUAACGAAGUGUUGCUGCAGAUCGAUAAGGACGUACGUCGCCUGUGUCCCGAUAUAUCGUUCUUUCAGCAGGCAACCGAAUUCCCCUGUGAGUUUGUGAAAGAACGCGAACGAAAGCUUCAUGUACGAGUCGCGCCGACAACGCUCAGCUCCGCCAAUGUAGAGCGAAAGGGUAUCGGCAUGACAAAGAUCAAUCUCAUCACAAAGCGAGCAACGGAAAGCUACGAAGCGAUGGAUGCCGGUCAGGAAGCACACUGGGAGGUUGUCGAACGGAUACUGUUCCUGUACGCGAAGCUUAACCCAGGCCAGGGUUACGUGCAAGGCAUGAACGAGAUUAUUGGACCGAUCUACUACGUGUUCGCGUCCGAUCCUCAUCUCGAGUAUCGCCGGUACGCCGAGGCGGACUGUUUCUUCUGCUUCACCGCACUGAUGGGUGAAAUAAGAGACUUUUUCAUCAAAACACUGGACGAAUCGGAGGGUGGCAUUAAGGGCAUGAUGGCAAAGCUGUCGAAUCUGCUGCACGAACAGGACGCCGAAGUGUGGAACCGGUUGCGAGACCAGGAACUUUAUCCGCAGUACUACAGCUUCCGGUGGUUAACGUUGCUAUUGUCGCAAGAAUUUCCACUGCCGGAUGUGUUACGCAUCUGGGAUUCGGUUUUUGCCGAUGACAAGCGGUACGAUUUCCUGAUCAAAAUCUGCUGCGCGAUGAUACUCUUACUACGGGAACAGAUUUUAGAGAACGAUUUUGCGAACAAUGUGAAGCUGCUACAGAACUUCCCAGCAAUGGACAUUAAACUCGUGCUGCGGAAGGCAACCUGUCUCGACUAGCGGUUU
Molecule: messenger RNA, 1159 nt
Organism: Anopheles maculipalpis
Lineage: Eukaryota; Metazoa; Arthropoda; Insecta; Diptera; Culicidae
Product: TBC1 domain family member 13
Exons: 6
Coding region: 8-1153 (381 amino acids)
Biological process (GO): activation of GTPase activity; intracellular protein transport
Molecular function (GO): GTPase activator activity
Source: RefSeq, a predicted model, not a curated record